CCGUUGCUCUGGGGUUGUUCACUGGCUCUGCCUUUCUUCGUAGAAGUCACAAAUGAGGUUGCUUGGGAAGAGUCGCUAAUGAUCGGCCUUGAAGGAGCCCUCCUAGGCUGCACUUUCAAUGCAUUAUCCUGUCGUUCAUGUGGCUUGAUUGUGGGCUUCAUUCUGUAUUCUACUUUCAGUGAUCUGGCUUAUCUCCGAGGCUUCUUCUGUUUCUUCAAGGACAGCAUCCUCUGUUAUCUCUUAAAAACUAAAAUGAUAAUAGAAGCCUCUAAGGUAAAUUUUCCUGCUUUGAGCCUAAAGGAAGAACUCGGAAAACUAAAAGAAAAACUUGUGGUGGUCCACAUGCGCCUAGAAUUGCUGAUGAAGAAGCUAGAGGAAUUGAACCAACAGAAUAACGUGGCAGAAAAGCAGAGCACUGCAUCAGAUGCAGCUGGUCUCAUGCCAGGAUAUGCAGUAGUCAAGAUGAACAAAUAAUAUGCCUUUUUAAAAGAACUACUGGAGUCGUUUCUACAUCUCUGCGGGGUUUGUUCAUUAUGAUGAAACAAUGCACAAAAAAAGGUCAGAGACUUAAUCUUUUACUUUAUGUGCGUAUAGAAAGAACUUAUGCUAAAGUGCAUCUCUUCAAUCUAGGGGGACCAUCCUGAAGCUAUGCUGUGAAAAAUUAAUAGCUCACCCAUGCAGCACAGUACUCUCUGAGGCAGCAGACCCACGGCUGUGGUUCUCCCAACAACUUUAGGGGAAAAAAGCAGCCUUCAGAAAGCUGAACUCAGCUUUUAGGGACUAUAUGAAACAUACUAAUAAGGUGAUACACAAGAGGAGCCAUUAUUAAUUAAACCUUCUUACAGAGGUCUACAAUUUUUUGUCUUACCUUUUCAUAUAGUUACAAUGUUUACGGUAGCUAGUUGUUGAUCAAGAGGCUUGUUAGCUGCAUCAGGUAUGAGAGGCACUGCUAAAUGGUGUCCUGAUAGUUCUUUUUUACUUAGGUAUGUGGCCUGCAAAAGAGGCCAGCUAGCAUGUCAUAGAAGCUGCACGGCAUGCUCAAAGCAUGGGAAUGGAAGGCACGUUGCUGCUUGGAGCACAAGGUUUUGCAUUACAAAUUCAAGCACAAUUCAAGUGCCUGCCAAGUCCUCUGGAAGAGCAACUCCAUGGCUGCACUGAGCUGGGUCAGAUUCCGUCUGCUUUGUCAACCUCAGACCGUGGGCAACUGCUUUUAAUAGAUUUGAGCCCAUCUCUGGGGUUGAAGCCAUGAAACCAAGGAAUGCUCUUUUCUCCUCCCUUCCUUUCUGCUCAGUCAUGGGAACACCGCUCUGCUGAAGCUGUGAUAGUCCACCUGCUGCCUUCCCUUGGCCAGUCAAGAUGUUUCACAAAAAAAUAGCCGAAGGGUACUCAUCAGCGUUUCUGUUAGUUUUGAAUAGGUUCUGCUCCUCUCCAAACAUCUAGAAACUCAUUUGAUGGAGAGGAAAGAAUGCUACUUAUCCCUUCUUAUUGCGACAGAACAUCUUAGUCCUUAAUUCCCAUUAGCUGGAAGAUUAAGGGUCCUUUUCUUCUCCCUCCUGCUGCCUAAAAGUUUGAUGUUUUAAAGCUUCCAUUAAGCUUAAUGACUGCCUGUAAUACUCUAGAGAGGAAUGUAUUUACUUGAUUGACUUAAUUCUGGUGAUGUGAUUUGCCCUCCUCUACUUCUGUUUCCACAUAUGAAUGGCAGAUUGUAGCAUGGUCUCAGUUGUUUUGAUGUAUUUGUAAAAUAACUGUUAUAAUUGACUGGAGGGGAUGAAACUCACUGCAAGGCACCCCAGGAGUUUAGACGGGCAACUGGUUGGUACUUAUCCUGCUACUUAUGUACAAUGUAACCAAUGCUUUUUGGUUAAUGGUUCUGGGUGCUCUCGAAGUUUGUUCGAAUUGAGUUAUAACAUAAAAUAUCAACAGCUGUUCUGCUGGAAGAGGAGCUCGUCUCCCUCAGUUAAAUUAUAAUAUUAUAUGCUACCUGAAUUACUAUUAUUGCUUGUUUAGGUCACUGACAGACAUGAGUGCAGAAAAGCAGUGCUUUUCAAUUACAGCUAAAUUCAAGAUAUCAAAAGUAACUACUUGAAGUAAAUAUUACACUUUUGUAAGAUCUGUUUCAUUGUCUGUAAUGAUAAACGUUUUCCUCUCUAAAAAGAGCUCUAGAACCCUUAUCCAGGGAGCUGUGCUUUUUAGAGUUGUCAUUGUAUGUUCAUGUAAGGUUGGAGUUGCUGUAUUUGAUUACUUCAUUAUUAAAAACAAGGAAUUUUUUUUGUAAAGUUGUGUUGUACAGUGACUUCUGCACUAUGUUUAAGGGCCUGUUGGUCUUUAACUGGGGUCUUGUGACAAAAUUCAUUUUGUAUGAUCAUCCUCCCAUCUCAGGUGAACGUUUUCACUUGUAUAACUUCAGUUUUGUCUUACUUUCCAAGUGACAGCCCUUUUGUUGUUGCAUCAGUCUAAGGAACGUGACUGAUAAUGGGACUAUUUACUUUUACCCUUUCAUUCUGGUUUCUGCAUUGACUUUGUUUCUUACUAUACACUUUACAUCUACUCUGUGUGUAAUAUAAAUAGUGGUGAAGUGUCUUGUUUCAUGUCUAAUAUUCUAGAUGCAGGAAUUGUAUUCACUGAACUUAGCUAAGCGUCCCUAAGUGAAAAAAGAAGCUGUCGGUUGUCUUUGUUAUGAUUUUACUGUUACAGUUGUAAAGAAGAAAUUUUUUAAUAAAAAAAACCCUG
This is a messenger RNA of Struthio camelus australis, 2730 nucleotides long. The record is from RefSeq and is a predicted model, not a curated record. NCBI's taxonomy places the organism in Eukaryota, Metazoa, Chordata, Aves, Struthioniformes, Struthionidae.